Cuscuta campestris is the source of this 1059-nucleotide messenger RNA. The record is from the annotation of a GenBank genome assembly. Lineage: Eukaryota; Viridiplantae; Streptophyta; Magnoliopsida; Solanales; Convolvulaceae.
CAACUAUAAUUUAACACUUCCUUAUUUUUGUCUCUAAAUCAAAUGGGAAGGGUUUUUCCAAAAGAGGAAUAUAUUUUGAUUUUUGAAGCAUAAACGGAGGAAUUAUAAUCCUAAUUCUUGCUUUUCUCCCCCUUCCUACCAAACACACCCUACAGUUCUACACUUCUAAUCUCAACUACACACUUUGCCCAGCUCCUAUUGUCCGCCGGGUAUAUACAACGCGUAAUCUCGAGUCGAACAAACAAACCAUGGGAGAAAUUUUGGCACUUUCACACUCUGCUACACGGCUUCCUCAUUCGCGGGCCCAAGCCUGGUGCCAAAGCCACUAUUCUCUUGAUCGCUAUGAACUGCCCUCAUCUUUGCGUGUUCGGGCCAAGUCACCCACAUUGUUCCCGCGUUGUUACACUCGUAAAAACGGGUUCAUGUGGGGGCUCAGUUCUGGCAGUGCCUCCAAUUUUAAGGUUCCAACCACCUUUGCUGCUGGUGGCGCCGGAGGCGGCCCUAGUGGGGGCCACGGUGGCAAUAACAACGGUGGUGGUGGCAAUGAAGAGGGACCAGAAGAUGGAGAGGAGGAGCCUAGCAAAGGGAAACCAGGCCUAACCAUGGCACAGAAGUUGACACUGGGGUUUGCUUUCUUGGUGGGAGCUGGGGGCGCGGCGGGGUAUUUGAAGAGUGGGAGCAAGAAGUCAUUGAUCGCCGGGGGAGUUUCAGCCUCACUUCUCUAUUGCGUCUUCACCAUGCUCCCAACAAACCCCGUUCUUGCAUCUUCCGUGGGCUUCGCCAUCUCUGCUGGGCUUCUGGGCGUGAUGGGCCCGCGGUUUAUGGCGUCCAAGAAGGUCUUCCCUGCUGGCAUUGUCUCCUUGGUUUCUCUUGUCAUGACCGGUGGCUAUUUACAUGGAAUCUUUCGCAGCUUGCAUUAGAAUCGAUGAAUGGCGGAUCUUCUUCUCCUUGCUCAAACUAUGUUAUUUUUAGUCAUUUGUGCCAAUAGUUCUGAGUACAAACACUCUCCCUUUACCCUUCCCUCGUGAGAUUUUAUUGGGUUUAUUCUAUACUUUUUUU